AUGACAGAUUCUAAAUUAGAGGGCUCCUCUAAACAUGGAGAUCUAGGUAAACCUUUUGAAAAUAAUAAUUCUAAUGAAAGUUCUUCAUCUAGAAAACAAAGUGGCAGAAAACUUUCCAUCAAUACCGAUACAAAUAUGGAUAUAAUAGACAAAUUGGACCAAUCGGGCUUCCCAGGGUCAUCCUUUCAUCAUGAUGGCCCUUUUGACGUUAUUUCUCCAGGUAGAAAUAGUAAAGAUAAUAAAAAUGCACCAAUUCUAGCUUUCCCAAAUGAUAAAAACGAACCAAUUGUAUCUAUUCCAAGGAGAACACAUAGUAAACGAGAAGAAAAAACAGACAUUGAUAUACUUGAUGACAUAUUUGGUGUAAACGAUGUAGAUGAUGAUGAUAGCUAUAUGACUGAGUCUGAUAGUUUCCGUGAGAAUUCAGAAAGCGACAUAAUGGAAGCAGGUACCAUACAUGGUACAUAUACUGAAGGGUUAGGUACAUCCACGUUCAUUGAUGGUUCAGGUGCUCCUUCCAGAAGAACUGGAAUUCAAAGAACACAUGCCAAUGAUGAACUAUUAAUAGAUUUUUCCAAUAAGAAUGAUAAUGACAGGGACUCUGAUGAUAACGAAGUCACAGAUGAAACGGUAGGUUUGAUAAAUAGUAAUAGUACUAAUUAUGAACGUUUCAGUAAGGAUGAAAACUUAAUUGACUUAGAUAAUACAAUCACAGAGAGAACCAUUAAAUCUCGCCCCAAUAAUAAUUGA
Messenger RNA from Maudiozyma saulgeensis, 750 nucleotides. The record is from the annotation of a GenBank genome assembly. NCBI's taxonomy places the organism in Eukaryota, Fungi, Ascomycota, Saccharomycetes, Saccharomycetales, Saccharomycetaceae.